Molecule: messenger RNA, 1275 nt
Organism: Cadophora gregata
Lineage: Eukaryota; Fungi; Ascomycota; Leotiomycetes; Helotiales; Ploettnerulaceae
Exons: 3
Coding region: 1-1275 (424 amino acids)
Molecular function (GO): ferric iron binding; oxidoreductase activity, acting on single donors with incorporation of molecular oxygen, incorporation of two atoms of oxygen
Source: RefSeq, a predicted model, not a curated record
AUGCAACUCAUCACUCCUCUCAUCGCCGCAUCGGUUCUCGCAACCAAGGUAUUCGCUCAUCCCGGGCAUGACAUGCAAGCUGAGAUCGCUGAGCGUGCUGCCUUCAUGGCUACCGCUCCUCGUGAUCUCAGUCAUUGCGCCGAGAAGUUGAAGAAGCGUGGUCUGGACAAGAAGAACGUCGCUCGCAGAGCUGCAAUGGCAAAGGAUGCCCGCAAGAAGAGGGCUAUCUCAGAAGAUUCCCCAUACCUCAGAGUUCGAGACACCGACAGCGUGCUUGCUACCUCCCACUUGUCAAGCGAGGCAUACACCAACGCCACCGAAGAAUCCAUCCUCUUUUCCGGCAACAGCUCCUGCAUCCUCUCUCCAGAAGUCACUCAAGGCCCAUACUACGUCACAGGCGAAUACGUCCGCGAAGACAUUCGUGAAGACCAAGCCGGCAUUGACCUCAUCCUCGACACCCAAGUCAUCGAUGUCGCCACCUGUGAUCCCGUCCCCGAUGCGAUGAUCGAAAUCUGGCACUGCAACUCUACCGGCGUCUACUCUGGCGUGGUAUCCUCCGGCAACGGCGACAGCUCCGACACCACCAACCUCGACGCUACCUUCCUCCGCGGUCUACAGCCUACCGACGACGAGGGCGUCGCUCAGUUCAUGACUCUCUUCCCCGGCCACUACACUUCCCGCGCGACGCACAUCCACGUCCUGGCUCACUUCAACGGCACACAGUACGAAAACGGCACUUAUGCAGGCGGCUACGUCUCACAUGUGGGCCAACUCUUCUUCGACCAGGAUCUCAUCACACAAGUCGAAGCCGUAUCCCCUUACUCAACCAACACUCAAGCCAUCACCGACAACUCAGACGACGCUAUCUUCGCCGAGGAAGCUGCUACCACCGACCCAGUAAUCGAGUACUCUCUUCUCGGCUCAGAUAUCUCAUCCGGCGUUUUCGGCUGGGUGGCGUUCGGCAUCGAUCUCACUUCUGAGCAGACUGUCACUGGUGCCGCGUCGCUUACCGCUGAUGGCGGUGUGGCUAGUGAGAACUCUGGUAUGGGCGGUGGUGGAUCUGGAUCUGGUGGACCAGGUGGAAAUGGAACGGCGCCUACGGGAGCUGCUCCUAGCGGUGCGAUGUUGUCGAACGCUACGGCUUCUGCUUCGAGUGCUACUACUCUUGUGACCAGCACGAGCGCGAGCACUUCUGGUGCGGCUUCUGCGGCUACGGCUGUCAUUGAGAUUGGCUUGCUAUUUUGGGCUGGGGCUUGGAUGGUUUUGGCGGUGUGA